AUGGUUACUCUUGUUUGUGUUCCCGAGUUUUGCUGUUUGGUGCAAAGAACGCAGAGAGAAGGAUUUGUUGUUUUUCUUAUUCAGGGAGUUUUUUGCUUCUUGAUUGAUCUUCUCUUAUCGUUGAAGCUGGCCUUUUUGGUUGCCAUGGGAGACGGCCGCCACCAGCCCCUGAACAACAGACACACCGUAAUAUACAUAGUACGAAGGAGACACGCAGGCGAGAUGAUGGUGUACUAUAUAGACAACAAGAGGCCCCGGUUAAAAGAGAAGAAGAAACCGUAUCUUCGAAAAUCAGACAAGACCCCGUUCAGCUUGAAUAGUUCAUAG
This is a messenger RNA of Microsporum canis CBS 113480, 327 nucleotides long. RefSeq lists its product as uncharacterized. The transcript has 3 exons. Lineage: Eukaryota; Fungi; Ascomycota; Eurotiomycetes; Onygenales; Arthrodermataceae. The coding region runs from base 1 to 327 and encodes 108 amino acids. The record is from RefSeq and is a predicted model, not a curated record.